UGCCGUAAAACGUGAAAACAGCAGCAGAAGAAAAAGAAGCUGUCUGCUGUUUCAAACCUGCUUCACACCGACCAUCGAGCAGUCCACAACAAACGGAGAGAGGAAACCAAGAAGGAAGCAAAGAGGAGAGAGAGAGACACGAUAUCCACUUAAACAAGUUUCUGGUGGAUUUUAAGAGUGCUGAGCACUCACAUCCUUCAGCAACAUGGGAGAACUCUUCAGAAGUGAAGAGAUGACGCUGGCUCAACUCUUCCUUCAGUCAGAAGCUGCCUACUGUUGUGUCAGUGAACUAGGAGAGAUCGGGAUGGUGCAGUUUCGUGACCUGAAUCCUGAUGUGAAUGUGUUCCAACGAAAGUUUGUCAAUGAAGUACGACGAUGUGAGGAGAUGGAUCGCAAGCUGAGAUUUGUAGAGAAAGAAAUAAAGAAGGACAAUAUCCCAAUAGUUGACACAGGAGAGAACCCUGAGGUCCCCUUCCCAAGGGACAUGAUCGACCUGGAGGCCACAUUUGAGAAGCUUGAAAAUGAGCUAAAGGAAAUAAACACCAACCAAGAAGCCCUAAAAAAGAACUUCCUGGAACUGACUGAGCUCAAGCACAUCCUGCGUCGCACACAACAGUUUUUUGAUGAGAUGGAGGAUCCCAGUUUACUGGAGGAGACAUCAGCCCCCCUGGACCCUAAUGAGGCUAACCGAGGAGCUGCCCUCAGACUGGGAUUUGUGGCUGGAGUCAUUGGCAGGGAACGUAUUCCCACAUUUGAGAGGAUGCUGUGGAGAGUUUGUCGAGGAAAUGUGUUCCUCAGGCAGGCAGACAUUGAAGAUCCACUGGAGGACCCGACUUCGGGCGACCAGGUCCACAAGUCUGUCUUCAUCAUCUUCUUCCAGGGAGACCAGCUUAAGAAUAGAGUCAAGAAGAUCUGUGAGGGGUUCAGAGCGACCUUGUACCCGUGUCCAGAAACACCCCAGGAGAGGAAAGAGAUGCUUGCAGGGGUGAACGCACGCAUUGAGGACCUGCAAAUGGUGCUGAACCAGACUGAGGAACACAGGCAGAGGGUCCUGCAGGCUGCAGCCAAGACGGUCAGAGUGUGGUUCAUCAAGGUGAGGAAGAUGAAGGCCAUCUACCACACCCUCAACCUCUGCAACAUUGAUGUCACUCAGAAGUGUCUGAUCGCUGAGGUGUGGUGUUCUGUCUCUGACCUGGACUCCAUCCAGUUUGCCCUUCGCAGGGGGACGGAAAAGAGUGGCUCCACUGUGCCUUCCAUCCUCAAUAGAAUGCAAACCAAGCAGACCCCACCCACCUUUAACAAGACCAACAAGUUCACCUCAGGCUUCCAAAACAUUGUGGAUGCCUAUGGAAUUGGCAGCUACCGUGAGAUCAACCCAGCACCAUACACCAUCAUCACCUUCCCCUUCCUCUUUGCGGUUAUGUUUGGGGACCUGGGCCACGGGGUGCUCAUGACCUGUGCUGCCCUGUACCUUGUAUUAAGAGAGAGCAGGCUGAUGGCCCAGAAGAACGAUAAUGAGAUGUUCGGCAUGGUGUUUGCUGGGCGCUACAUCAUCCUGCUAAUGGGAAUCUUCUCAAUCUACACUGGGAUCAUUUACAAUGACUGCUUCUCCAAGUCCCUCAAUGUAUUUGGCUCUGGCUGGAGUGUCAGGCCCAUGUUCGACGCUCGAGUAGGAGGCAACUGGACGUUUGACACACUGGAAGGAAAUAAAAUUUUGCAGUUGGACCCAGCUGUAGAUGGAGUGUUCACAGGGCCGUACCCCAUUGGCAUCGAUCCGAUAUGGAACAUUGCCACCAACAAGCUGACAUUCCUGAACUCGUUUAAGAUGAAGAUGUCUGUUGUCCUGGGAGUCAUCCACAUGCUGUUUGGAGUUUCUCUCAGUCUCUUCAACCACCUGUAUUUCAAGAAGCCACUGAAUAUCUACUUGGGAUUCAUCCCAGAAAUUGUCUUCAUGUCCUGCCUCUUUGGCUACCUAGCCAUUCUGAUCUUCUAUAAGUGGGUCGCAUACGAUGCACGCACCUCCAGGGAUGCUCCCAGUCUCCUCAUCGCCUUUAUUAACAUGUUUCUCUUCAACUACAACGACCCCAGUAACAAACCUCUGUACAGAGGACAGAUGGGAAUACAAUCACUCUUGGUGGUAAUCGCCUUGGCUUGUGUUCCCUGUAUGUUAAUAGUGAAAACUCUAGUUCUGCGGAGACAGUAUUUAUGGCGGAAAAACCUGGGUACGGCGAACUUUGGAGGGAUCAGGGUGGGCAAUGGGCCCACUGAGGAUCAGGCUGAAAUCAUCCAGCAUGACCAGCUCUCACAGCACUCUGAGGAGGAGCCUGAGUACUGCCUUUUGUCACCUGCUGUCAAGGCCCACGAGGAGGAAGAGUUUAACUUUGCGGAUGUGGCAGUGCAUCAGGCGAUCCACACCAUAGAGUACUGCCUGGGCUGUAUCUCCAAUACUGCCUCCUAUCUUAGGCUUUGGGCCCUCAGUCUGGCUCAUGCACAGUUGUCAGAAGUUCUGUGGUCCAUGGUGAUGCACAUUGGCCUUUCUACCAGCAACCUCGGGGGCUUCUUGCUUCUGGUCAUAGUCUUUUACUUCUUUGCUGUUCUCACAGUUGUCAUUCUUCUCAUUAUGGAAGGCCUGUCAGCCUUCUUGCAUGCGCUGCGACUGCACUGGGUGGAGUUUCAAAACAAGUUUUACACAGGCCAGGGCUUCAAGUUCCUCCCAUUCACCUUUGAAAGCAUCCUGGAGGGGAGGUUUGAGGACUGAGACCUGACGACUCCUUUUCUUCUGUUAAUGUCACUGAUCUCGUGAGAAUCUGUGUGGUGGUGAAUAGUGAUAUUUGUGUGUGAUGCAGUUUCUGACAUCCCAGGUGUUAAAUCAUCUUACAAGACUUUCAUUUGUUUUAAAUAUUUCAUCACUUUUUAGAAUCAGAAUCUAAAUCUGCAACAUCUAUAGAAAUUAAUAUUCAUUUAUUCUAUAAAAAAAUAGCAUUAUCUGUUGUGUCUUGUCUUAGUGAAGUUAUUUUGUUUUACCUGUGUUUUAUUUAGUUUAUAUUAUUUAUGCAAAUCUUUCCUCUUGUAAAACCUGCAUUUAUUUUUUUUUCCUAUGUGGCCGUGUUGCACUACCAGUCAUAAAUGAGCUCUGUUGCAAA
Micropterus salmoides (largemouth bass) is the source of this 3143-nucleotide messenger RNA. It is a transcript of the gene atp6v0a1a, whose product is annotated as ATPase H+ transporting V0 subunit a1a. Gene Ontology annotation, molecular function: ATPase binding; proton-transporting ATPase activity, rotational mechanism. The coding region runs from base 206 to 2758 and encodes 850 amino acids. Gene Ontology annotation, biological process: proton transmembrane transport; vacuolar acidification. Lineage: Eukaryota; Metazoa; Chordata; Actinopteri; Centrarchiformes; Centrarchidae. The transcript is spliced from 22 exons. Gene Ontology annotation, cellular component: vacuolar proton-transporting V-type ATPase, V0 domain; vacuolar proton-transporting V-type ATPase complex; plasma membrane. The record is from RefSeq and is a predicted model, not a curated record.